Molecule: messenger RNA, 423 nt
Organism: Gossypium raimondii (Peruvian cotton)
Lineage: Eukaryota; Viridiplantae; Streptophyta; Magnoliopsida; Malvales; Malvaceae
Exons: 1
Coding region: 1-423 (140 amino acids)
Source: RefSeq, a predicted model, not a curated record
AUGGGGAUCAACCAUUUCAUCCUUGCACUUAUCUCUUUCACUUGUCUCUUGUCCUUCUCAACCUCUACCAAUGCACCUCCAUCCCUUUCCGACGCUUCUAGCCCUACUUUUUCAGAACUUUAUGAUAUGAUUGAGGUUAUGUCUGAAUCACCAUCUCCAUUUGCAUUUGAUGGUAUAACAUUGGAAAGUAUUGACAAUUUAUUAAGCAUACUACCUAGCGGUGUCAACCCUACCCUUCAGCAAAUUUGUGGGAACACUGAUCACCCCGUCGAAUGUAUAAUAGCAACUAUGCCAUUCCUAGAUGAGAAAACUCCUAUUGAGCCUCUUUCUGUCCUUAAAGCUGGGAUUGAAGCAAUGGAUAACCAGACCAAAGAUGCAUUAGCUGAGGUUACAAAGCUCUCAAUGGACCCUACUACCCCCUAA